Heterotrigona itama is the source of this 618-nucleotide messenger RNA. Lineage: Eukaryota; Metazoa; Arthropoda; Insecta; Hymenoptera; Apidae. The record is from the annotation of a GenBank genome assembly.
AUGCCCUUCAUAGACGACGAGCUACUUUGGUGCCCUGACAAUGACGGCAAAAUGGUCGACUUGACGCAGUGUCUUCAGGUUGGUCCGAGCUCGAAAAAUCAGUUUUGCAAUCGUAAAAGCAAGUCGUUAACUAGACUUUAUCGAUUAUCACACCAGGAGAGCAGCACGGGGCAGUCAGUAGAAUUCUCCCCGAUGGAAUUGAGUGCCCUCGUGGGCACGCCGGCUGCUCCAAAUAUGCCGGCGGAAGAGGGCGAAGGAAUGGCUGGUGUCACAGGCGAAGAACCCUUUGACACGCUAGACACAUUCCUUCGUGAACUGCAAGCCGAUUUGGCCGAAGCCAGUCAACCCACAUCCACUACAACUUCCGCAACCCCUUCCUGUCGACGGCAGAGGUACAAUAUCGCAGCCGCCAACCCGUUGUUAGCAGAAAAAUUAGCAGCUCCUUCCUCGCAAGCAUCUCCAACAUCCAUCCCGUACGCGGCGAGGGCGGAGAUCAAGACGGAAAGUAUUCAGCCUGAAACGAGCAAAGGUAAGUUUGCACACGUGUGUCUUGAAGUUCUAAUUAUUUUUCGAAUAUCAGUCGCCACUCCACCUGUUAUAUCGUCCGUCGUAUAUUAA